AUGAACUCGGCUGCAUCAGAACUUCCACCCAUACUCGUUGCUGCGGUGCGAUCCGGGUUCGACGCAUUCGUCCAGUUGCAGAGGGUUCGCUUUAGCAAGUGCAACGAGGACCUUGCCAAGUCGCUCGCGGGGGGAUUUGGGAUUUCUGGGCCUGCCACCACCACCGCCGCUGUAAGCACCGUCAAUAACAACAGCAGCAAUAAUAGAAGCACAGCGGCCUUCCCACAGACAUUAAGUGAGUGGUCCGAUUUGCUUCUGUCGCGGCUGAAGGCGAUUGAGGAUCUGGCAGUUGUGGACCCGACGGCGGAGGUGGUGUGGGAGCUUGUCUCUGUCGUGCUUGCCAUCCUGGAGAACGGCGGCGACGAUGGAGUUAACGCGAGUGAGCCAUACCUGGCGUGGUACCGCAGUCGGUUUGUGUCUGUGGACGCCAUUCACCGGCUGCAAAGCACAUUGGAUGAGGUGCCACCGCAAGCAGCGCUUUCGCCCGAGGAGGAGGAGGAUCUUUUUGAGGGUAUUCUUGGACCCUACAUGAUCUCCAUUCAGCGUGCCUUCCUUGCUGGCCUGUAUCCUGCCGCUGCAGCCCUCAUUAGCUCGCUCGUAGACUACCUUCGGGCGCGUGUUGUAGACCCCUUUAAUGCUGAAGAGGAGAGUACUUUGGCCGACGUGAUUCGUCUCUUCUUGGAGACACCAAAAAGCAGCACAGAGCAUAGAGGGUGGAUGGAGGCAGCCAACCUUCUUGUCGUGGAUUGUAAGCGUAUCUUGAUGCCCUCAACUGAGGCAUCUAAUUUGAUUCUGCAGGCGGCGCAACAACUAAAGUCUUUAUGCCUGGAUCUCCUUUUAAUGGUAAGCGGUGAUGCAGCUCUGAUUCUGGAAACAUGCCAUCUGCUAGAGCUAGAUGUUAUGGAUUACGUUGCCGCGGUGUGCGCCGUUUGCAAGCCGUACAUGACUCUUCGUCAGUUGCACCACUUGUUUCAAAAUUCAUGGGAGUCGUGGAAAGGCGCUGUAGAGGGGCCGUGGUACGUUGGCGUCGUUGAGCGAAUAUUGGCUAGCCGGUGCAUGGCAGACGUAGCUUGCGCCAUGGAUCUUGUUGGAGAGGCUGUUCGUUGCAAUGCGUACUUGCCAACCUCGCCAAACGAAAACAGCAACAUUGCUUCUUCACAACUUGUUAACAGUCUGGAGGCGGGUGACGAGUCGUCAGGGGUGGGAAGCACGACGGAGGUAACUGUCGACCCAAAAUUACUCCGACGCUUUGCCUUGCUUUUCAUGGCUGCCCAUGUGGCUGACAUUUGUGCGCCCCCGCUUGGCGCCCCCGUAGAUCAAAUACAUGUGACUUUUAUUCGUAACAGACUUGUGGAAGACUUUGUUGCCGAAUUUCGACACCACCCACUGCUCUGGCGUACAGCAGCCAUGUAUGUGGUGUAUUCGCCGCUAAUGAACCCUGCCAUUUUGUACGGCAUUGUGACAGAACGGGCGGCAAGUGCCGUGAGUGAUCGCUACACAUUUUUGACUCUUCAUACUUUCAUUUGCUCGGCUUGGGAGGAAUCCAGUGACUUUCAGGUGGCACUGCGCCGCCUGCUGCACGACAAGUACGUAUUGAGCGAGACCUUAAAUAAGUGGAUUGCCUCCAUCGACUACUACCGACGCAAGGCGGUUGAAGUACUGCAUGAUAAUAUCAUUGAGGAGCGAAUGGCGUGCGGUGACACGGCACCUGCUGUGUGGUUGGCGGUGGAGUGUCAGCGAUCGAAACCACUGCAAAUACGCUUUGAACACAUCUUGCGGUCCUCGGAGGCGCUUGAGAGUGAGGAGGUCUAUCGUGUCGGGCAGGCAGUCAACAACAACUUUAUUUCAGUCGACACCAGCUCCAGUCUGCGCAUGCUGCAGGUCCUGCGUGUCUGUGCAGCCAUGUCGGAGUACCGCAGGGCCAUCGGCAGCCUACAGGUGCUUGACAAUCAAAUUGAUUCCGUGCCCGACACAGACACCGUCUGCUGGGUGCUGCGCACAGCGGAGAGGGCGCUUCGGUGCAUUGUGCCGUUCAGGGUGCACCCCGUCACUGUGUUCACACUGGUGACGCAGAUGGUAGAUGUUGCGCUCCGUCUUCCGGCAGGCCAACAGCCGAGCCAGUUCGUCCCGCUUCUCUCUCAUGCACUGGAGAUGGUGCUGACGUGCCACUCAGCCGAUCGACCCAAGCACACGGCCCACGCAGCCGUGAUUCGGGAGAAGGUCAUGCAGCUGUUGUAG
This is a messenger RNA of Trypanosoma rangeli, 2238 nucleotides long. RefSeq lists its product as uncharacterized. NCBI's taxonomy places the organism in Eukaryota, Euglenozoa, Kinetoplastea, Trypanosomatida, Trypanosomatidae. The transcript has a single exon. The record is from RefSeq and is a predicted model, not a curated record. Bases 1 to 2238 code for a protein of 745 amino acids.